This is a messenger RNA of Cryptomeria japonica (Japanese cedar), 860 nucleotides long. Its product is annotated as probable calcium-binding protein CML44. The record is from RefSeq and is a predicted model, not a curated record. The coding region runs from base 156 to 656 and encodes 166 amino acids. The transcript has a single exon. Lineage: Eukaryota; Viridiplantae; Streptophyta; Pinopsida; Cupressales; Cupressaceae. Gene Ontology annotation, molecular function: calcium ion binding.
GCAGAGAGUUUGUACGGUAACUACCAUAUCCGGGUCAGUCAGACAAUCUGGAAGCCUCCAGAUUAUUCUGGACAUAUAAUACCAGUUGCCAUUUCUAUAUUUAUGUUGAAUCCGCAGCCAAUACAAGAUCAGCUAGAUAUUAUCGAACUCAAGUUAUGGACAAAAGAAUGGCACUUUCAUCAGUUCCGAAUGAACUUCGCAGAAUGUUUGAUUCCUUAAACCAAAAUGACGAUGGAUUCCUUACUCUGCACGAAAUCAAUUGCUUCCUCAACAAGCUUGGAAUACAACUAACAGAAGAAGAGCUAAAGUGCUUGUUGAUGGGUAUUUCUCAGAGACAAGAUUAUAGCUUAACAUUUGAUGAAUUUGUUAGGCUUUACCAAUCUCUUCUGGAUGAGAGCAGUCCUAGUACGAGUACCGGUAGUAACGAAGAAUGUCAGGAUUUAUGUUUAAUGGAGGCAUUCAAAGUUUACGAUUUGAAUGAUGAUGGGUAUAUUUCUUCUUCGGAGCUUCAUCAAGUUUUAUGUAAUUUGGGAUUGAUAGAGCAAGGUGGGCAUUGUUUGGAGGACUGCCAGAGAAUGAUCUGCAGAUAUGAUGGGAACUUGGACGGCUUCAUAGACUUCUCUGAGUUUAAGAAGAUGAUGGUCAUCGAUCCUUGAAUAGGGCUAAUUAGGGUUUCAGACUUUGUGUCUGUAGUAUGUACCAUAUCAACAUUCUUAUAUAGAGUUACUGUAUGGUAUUUAGGACAUUUACAACCUCAAGUAACAAACAGCCUGUUCAUAUUAGUUUGUAAAAUAUCAGAGGCUUAAGGUUUCUAAGUCUUAUUUGUUUUUCAAAUGCCAAUCAAUACGUACACAGUGAUG